Molecule: messenger RNA, 891 nt
Organism: Cydia splendana
Lineage: Eukaryota; Metazoa; Arthropoda; Insecta; Lepidoptera; Tortricidae
Exons: 1
Coding region: 1-891 (296 amino acids)
Source: RefSeq, a predicted model, not a curated record
AUGGGCGAGUUUAACUUGAAAAUAGCGCUUUCAUUAAUACCGUCCAUGACUGACGAUGAAGUUGCAAUUAAUCAAUUAAUAGACUCUAUAGAAUACUACGACUCUACCUUAAAAAGUGACGCGAAACAACAGUUCAUAAACUUUGUCUUGAAAAAUAGACUUACACAAGUAGCUAAAUUAAAGUUAAGUUCGUCAUACACUUCUGUCCAAAAUUUAGUGACAGAUAUGAAAAAACUAUUGUUGCCUAAAAAAUCAGCCACAGCUAUUCAAAAUAAAUUGCAGACCUUGAAACAAGGAGAGUCUUCGAUUGAUGACUUUGGUCAAAAAUUGUCGAAAAUGUUUGUAGAUCUCACGAUCGCGCAAUCAGACGGUGACUCAAAUGCAUUUAAAGUAUUAAAAGGUCUUAAUGAAAAACAAGCGAUUAAAAGAUUCGCGGACGGAUUGCGCAAUCGUCGAGUAAGUACAAUUAUUGCAGCUCGCGAUUACGACUCUUUAAAAGACGCCAUACAGGGUGCCAAGGACGAAGAGACGACUUCAAGCAAUACGUCAAGUGAUGUAUUUUCUUUUAACCAUCGUAAAACAACUUAUUUCAGUAGAGGGUACGUUCGAGGGCGUGGCUCUUAUAGGGGGCAACCACACUACUCUUCAGGCGCAAGGACGCUACACAACCCAGGACAUUCGGCAACAGGAGCAUCAUACAACUACAGGAGCAGAGGAGCUGGCAGAGGAGGCUACCAGUUCCAGAGCAAUCACCGAGGCAGAAACUAUCAAGGAAACCGAGGUAAGUCUAACACUUUUCAUGGAAACAAUGGAUAUCGCAACAACCGUAUUUUUACGGCUGAAACUGAAACUGAUGAAAAUGUGAGCCCAAAUCAGUUUUUUCGUGGAUAA